AUGGCCAGCUCCGACUUUGACCCCGAAGCGCUCAAGAAGCUGCAGGCUCGCACCCAGCAGCUCAAGAUCGGCGGCGCCAAGCAGCCCAUGCGUCGCAAGGUCGCUCCCAAGCCGGUCGCCGCGCUCGAUGACAAGAAGCUCCAGGCGCAGCUCAAGAAGCUCAACGUCCAGUCGGCUGGCACCGUUGAGGAGGUCAACAUGUUCACGAACGGCACCGCUGUCCUCAACUUCCAGCGCCCGACCGUCCACGCCGCCGCCGGCUCGAACGUCUACGCGAUCUACGGCCGCGGGAUGCACAAGGACCUCGCCGAGCUCAUGCCCAACGUCUUGAACCAGCUCGGCCCGGACACGAUGGCGCAGCUCAAGCGCUUCGCGGAGCAGUACCAGGCGUCGCAGGCGGCGCAGGCGGGCGGCGCGGAGGGCGAGAACAAGGAGGCGGACGACGAGGAGGUGCCCGAGUUGGUCGAGGCGGCCGCUCCUGCAGAGGAGGGCGUCAAGCUUGAGGAUAUUAACUAA
Molecule: messenger RNA, 516 nt
Organism: Rhodotorula toruloides NP11
Lineage: Eukaryota; Fungi; Basidiomycota; Microbotryomycetes; Sporidiobolales; Sporidiobolaceae
Product: nascent polypeptide-associated complex subunit beta
Exons: 6
Coding region: 1-516 (171 amino acids)
Cellular component (GO): cytosol; nascent polypeptide-associated complex
Source: RefSeq, a predicted model, not a curated record